AUGCCACUCUAUCGCGCGUCUUCCGGCUUGGACGACAUCCUCAACCGUCCAGAAGACGCAAUAGUAGAUCAGCUGCUCUCCAACCCUCUUUCGACAAUUGCGAGAUAUCUCAAUGACUUCUUCCCCGUUUCGCACCCCGUGGUGUAUGUUGACGAUGACGACGACGCGGUGACCGUGGUCUGCAUCUCGGACACGCACAACACCCAGCCGCGCCUGCCGCCAGGGGACAUCCUCGUUCACGCGGGCGACCUGACGGCAUCAGGGACUGAAAAGGAGCUACAAGAGACUCUGGACUGGCUGAAGAAGCAGCCCCACCGGUACAAGGUCGUCGUCGCAGGAAACCACGAUUUAUGCCUAGAUGAAAAGUACAGACGUACGCACGGCACAGGCAACGGGUUCAGAAUCGACGGGCUGUCGAAAGGCGACGAGGACUUGCCAACAACACACAGAGAUGAUGACGACGGCGGCAGCGACGGGCCUCCUCCUCUUCUGGACUGGGGCGACAUCAUUUAUCUAAACCGUACCUCAACGACCCUCACGCUGCCCCACCGCCGCCGCAACGACGAGAGCAAGACGUACAGCGACCGCGAGGUCCGCGUCUACGGCAGCCCCUACACCCCGCGCCACGGCACCUGGGCCUUUCAGUACCCGCGCUCCGCCUCCGCCCCGCGCCCAAACGACGUCGACGACGACGACGACGACCCUUGGCGCGGCGCCGUGCCUGCCGGUACGGACAUUUUGGUGACCCACGCGCCGCCAAAGGGCCACAUGGACGAUCCGCGCGGGAACUGGGGGUGCGAGAUGCUCCUCCGCGAAGUCUGGCGGGCGAGGCCGCGGCUGCACGUCUUUGGGCACGUGCACUGCGGGCACGGCAGGGAGGCGGUCGCGUUUGAUGGGUUGCAGGCGGCGUAUGAAAAUGUCGUCUUGCUGGAAGCUUUGGCGAUGGCUGGCGGGGGCGGCAGCGAUGGUGGUUUUCGUGGUGUGGGUGGUGCGGUGACGGCUGGGGCGAGGGCGAUACUUGCUCUGGGUUGGUGUUUCUGGGCGUGGGUAUGGCUGCUGUGGUGGCGAGGGGGCCGGAGGGGAGCGGGGAGGACGGUGUUUGUGAAUGCCGCUGCUGUUGGAGGGAUUCGGGACCGAUUGGUGAGGGAGGCUAUCGUCGUAAGGAUAUAA
Colletotrichum orchidophilum is the source of this 1170-nucleotide messenger RNA. Its product is annotated as metallophosphoesterase domain-containing protein. The record is from RefSeq and is a predicted model, not a curated record. Bases 1 to 1170 code for a protein of 389 amino acids. Lineage: Eukaryota; Fungi; Ascomycota; Sordariomycetes; Glomerellales; Glomerellaceae. The transcript has a single exon. Gene Ontology annotation, molecular function: hydrolase activity.